Molecule: messenger RNA, 2000 nt
Organism: Emiliania huxleyi CCMP1516
Lineage: Eukaryota; Haptophyta; Isochrysidales; Noelaerhabdaceae
Exons: 1
Coding region: 36-1754 (572 amino acids)
Source: RefSeq, a predicted model, not a curated record
CCGCGGACAAAUACGCGUGGAACCCAGAAACAUCGAUGUACGAGGCCCCAUCGAUCAACCGACAGAUCUGCCCGAACGGCAAGUGCCAGGGCUUGGGCUGGAACUGCGGUGGCGGGCACUACGGCUACACGACGACGACCUGCGCCGAGUGCCCUGCGCCACCGCAGCCCUCGGCGCCGCCCUCGCCGCCGCCCUCGCCACCGCCGCCAUCCCCUCCGCCGCCGUCGCCUCCGCCACCAUCCCCGCCCCCGCCGUCGCUUCCGCCCUCUCCGCCGCCGUCGCCUCCACCGUCGCCGCCUCCGUGCCAAUGCGUGACCUCCUCGAGGACCUACGCAUCAUGCGCUGCCGACACCUACUCAUGGAACCCCGCCACCUCGAGGUACGAGGCGCCCUCCGCAAACCGCCAGAUCUGCUCUAACGGCAAGUGCCAGCGCUUGGGCUGGAACUGCGGUGGCGGGCACUACGGCUACACGACGACCACCUGCGCCGAGUGCCCUGCGCCGCCGCCGCCGCCCUCACCGUCGCUACCUCCGUCGUCACCUCCGUCUCCGCUAGUGCCGCCGCUCCCCCCAGCCCCGCCGUCAAUGCCUGAGCUUGCUCUUCCGACUCUGGACAACUACACCCGCAUCUACAGAGACGGCGACAGUGUCGCGGACCUCACCUCGCUCACCUACCGGACUGACGCGAUCAUCCGAAUGACGGCGAAGACAAACACCACCUUCGAACUCAUCAACUUCGUGCCGGUCGACUUGGAGGACGUCGAGAUCGUCAUGAGCUUCUACGGGGGUCCGCAAAACGUCAGCGUCGGGCGCAUCGACUCUCUUCCUGCGCACGCCGUCUUCGAACUAGAAUUCCCUUUUGUGACCUUCCCUGACCGCGAGUUCACCGAUCAAGACGGUGUCGCUGUGGACCUCGCCAACUACGGCUCAGGAAUACCGAUUGCGCAUGGCGGCGUCCGGGCCGGGCAGGAGUGCUGGUCGAACUCUGCCGCCAGGUGCCGUGACGACGGCGACACGCCGUGCGACUGGUGUGGCGGGUCGGACUGGUUCUGCUGCAGCGCAACGUGGAGCUACACGUCGUCGGACAACUGUCACCGCGACAACGUCGUCUUCUACAGCGCCGAAGGCAACCACCGCUGCGCCAAGAAAGGAGUGCACCUGAGCUUCGACUACCGGGGCACGAGCACCACCAUGCAGCGCCUCGAGCGUCUCAAGAGCGUUCCGUGGUCUUUGAGCCUGAAGGACUUCGAUUGGAGCAAUGACCCCUCGAACAACUGGAGGGAGGACCCGGAGCCCAGGCACGCCCGCUUGUGGACCGCGCUCAUUCUGAAUGUGGCGUUCAUGUACAGCCACCCCGACUUCGCCGACCGCAUGGCGGCGGAGGAGAUCACCGACAACCAGGGCGCCCUGAUGACUGCCGAGAAGAAGCGCAGCGUUCUCUCGGAGCUACUCUCGCCUCGGCGCUUCAACCUCGGCGUCGUCGCCAAGGUCAGCGGCCUCGGCGGGGGCAGCACCUUGGGCGUCGCUGAGUACGUCCUGAAGAGCGACUUCUUCUACGGUCAGCAGCGGGGCGGUGUCACGUACCACGAGCUCGGGCACUGCCUCGGCUACAACCACGACUCUUCCAUGACCUACCCGACCAACGGCGCCGGCUUCAGCAAGCUGGGCGAGACAUUUGGCAGAGAGAUGUCAGCUGCGGGCGACGUUCUGAUCGACCAGACCAACUACGCGUUCGCGGACUACACAGUCCAAUAGACGCAGAGGCAGAGCGGCGGGGGGCGUCGAAGCGCCGGAUGCGUCACAUGCAACGUCAAUCAAAGUUGACGGACGCCGUCGUACAAGCAGCCGAGCACUCUAGUCGAGCGAGAGAGAGGGAGCGAGACCGCCCACCUCUCGCCCUGGCAUGUCUAGUAUCUCUACGUUGCAUCUCUAUGUCUAGAGUAUCUCUACGUUGCAUCUGCCAUCUCUAUGUCUAGUAUCUCUACGUUGCAUCUCUAUGUC